AAGUGGCCCAUUUUCCCCGAUCCGUUGCCGCCCAGCUGCCACCCAGCAGCCGGGUUGACGUAGCGCCGCUGCCACAAUGCGGAACCAGGAUGCAGAAGGCCGUGGAAGCUACGAGUUGGGAUCCCCACAAGUGGCAGGGGAAGAACGUGGCGUCAGUUUGCUGGAGGAAAGUCAGGAAAGUCAGGAAAGCCCUGCGGAACCUCCACCAGUGCGAAUUUUGUUGCUGGCUUUCAUGAUCAUGUUCCAAGGUUAUGGGGUGAUGAAUGGCAACCCCGCGCACGCCUUGAAGAUGAAGCUGGACUUACCUCCAAGUGAAGCAGCGGCAUUUCAAAACGCGACAGCCUCGUUUCAACUCUCAAAACUUCUCAUGCGAAUCUUGCAGAUUUCUUUGCUGGUCUUCUUACAACCAAAUGGCAUAGUGUACUUGGCCUAUGCCAUCAUGUUUGUAGCCUUGCUCAUUCCCAUCAUCUUCGUGUGGGGUGAGGACAUGAAGGACCUGUCGGUGGUUUACCUGCAAUAUACGCUGGGAGGAAUUGCCAUUGGUCUCUUUGAGGGUACCUUCCUGAGCAUCAUCAGCGUCUUGGGUAAGAAAACCAAGACCUUCGCCAUCAUGGGAGCGCCCUUGGGGUUUGCCGUGCACAAUAUCCUGCUAGGCUCAGUGCUUCCUGCGGGAUAUGAAGUGCUCUACUAUGUGUAUUCAGCAGCUUGCAUUCCAGUUGCGGUGGCGAUCUUCUACUUCUACGCGCCGCUGGCUGAUGCCAAUUCUCAGGGCAAAGGGUGCCAGAUCUUUUUGAAAUCUUUGCAGCAGCCCCAGCAAUGGCUUCUAGCCAUGUUGCCUUGGUUUCUGGCCAAAUUUGCAGGAAAUUUUGUCAUGGAGGAUGCCUUUCCACUGCUGUACUUGACCUUCAAUACCCCCCAUGUGCCUUUGUUUGCGCCGUCCAGCACCAGCCCAACGAUUCCCUUCAAGUACUACACCGCCUUCUACUACUUCGUUCUGAUGGCUCUGGGGGAUACCAUCAGUCGACGAGUGCCUGAGGUCUUGAACCUCAGCACCGGGAAAGCUUGGGGCUUUUGGAUUGCGACCUCCAUCCUUUUGUGCAUCGCAGGUGAGGUUUUGAACUUUUUGCUGAUACCCAUCAUCACCGGCUUCGCUGCCUUCAUUGCAUACUUCGGCAAUGGCCUGGUCUAUGGCCUCUCAGCUCAGUACAUUGAUGCCUAUAUUGCAGCGGAACAUCGCUACACCGCCUACAACCUCUGGUGCUUUGCGGGGGACCUGGCAGGCUACGCGGGGCAAGGUGCUUUGUCGGUGAAGAUCGCAGAGUCGGCCUGUGAAGGCAGACAUUACACCUACAUAUGCCACAAAUCUCAGGAAGUUUGGGACUGAAACUUAGAUCCCAACAAAAUCCAGUGGUAGAAACAUCAUUUCGCCAUAUUUUCCAUAAUUAAAUUUGAAGUGGCAUGAAGUGGCUAUUUGGGGGUAUCCCCUUAUUCUCAGAAAGACCCAGAUGGAACUAGCUACCGAUGGAAGCACCAGAGAAGUGGUGGAUAAUAAUGGAUAUAAUGGUUUUGUGCGUUGAGCGGAAAAGAAGAAA
Molecule: messenger RNA, 1592 nt
Organism: Cladocopium goreaui
Lineage: Eukaryota; Dinophyceae; Suessiales; Symbiodiniaceae
Source: the annotation of a GenBank genome assembly